ACUGUCUCUGGCAAUGGGCUCAUCAUCCUCACUGUCUUGGUGGAUAUUCAACUCCACUGCCCCAUGUACUGGUUCCUAUGUCACCUCUCCUUAUUGGAUAUGACCAUUUCCUCUGCUAUUGUCCCCAAGAUGCUGGCUGGCUUUCUCUUAGAUAGUAGGGUUAUCUCCUUUGGGGGCUGCGUAAUGCAACUCUUUUCUUUCCAUUUCCUGGGCUGCACUGAAUGCUUCCUUUACACACUCAUGGCUUAUGACCGUUUCCUGGCCAUUUGUAAGCCUUUACACUAUGCUACCAUCAUGACCCACAGAGUCUGUAACUACCUGGCUCUGGGCACCUGGCUGGGAGGGACCCUCCACUCACUUUUUCAAACAAGUUUCAUUAUCCGGCUGCCCUUCUGUGGCCCAAACCGAGUCGAUUACUUCUUCUGUGACAUUCUUGCCAUGUUGCGGCUAGCCUGUGCUGACACCACCAUGAAUGAGCUGGUCACUUUUGUGGACAUCGGCUUCUUGGCCCUCACCUACUUUGUGCUCAUCCUCACUUCCUACGGAUACAUUGUGGCUGCCAUCCUGAGAAUCCAGUCGGUGGAUGGGCGCCACAACGCCUUCUCCACCUGCGCUGCCCACCUCACCAUUGUCAUCGUUUACUAUGUGCCCUGCACCUUCAUCUACCUGCGGCCUGGCUCAGAGGAACCCCUGGAU
This is a messenger RNA of Galeopterus variegatus (Sunda flying lemur), 696 nucleotides long. RefSeq names its product olfactory receptor 10G6. Gene Ontology annotation, biological process: G protein-coupled receptor signaling pathway. The transcript has a single exon. Gene Ontology annotation, molecular function: olfactory receptor activity. The annotation marks the transcript as partial. Gene Ontology annotation, cellular component: membrane. NCBI's taxonomy places the organism in Eukaryota, Metazoa, Chordata, Mammalia, Dermoptera, Cynocephalidae. The record is from RefSeq and is a predicted model, not a curated record.